Arvicola amphibius (Eurasian water vole) is the source of this 630-nucleotide messenger RNA. It is a transcript of the gene Tspan16, whose product is annotated as tetraspanin 16. Lineage: Eukaryota; Metazoa; Chordata; Mammalia; Rodentia; Cricetidae. The record is from RefSeq and is a predicted model, not a curated record.
AUGAAGGUCCUCGGGAUGCCCUCUGCCUACCUCUGUCACUCUGGUUAUGUGAGCCUAGGGAGAUGCAUCACCUUAGUGCGCAGCCUCGUUGGGUGGUAUGGAGUGACCGCGGAAAGCAGAGGCAGGCUCCUGGCUGAUCAGGAUGUGGCCUCUGAGCACACCGCUCUGACCCCGAGGAGGAAUUACUGGUACAAUGGGUCGGAUGACUUCUCUACACAGUGGAACAUUGUCAUGGAGAAGCUGAGGUGCUGUGUGUCAGGGGCGGGGAAUAACUAUACAGAUUUUGAUGGCUCUUCCUUUCAAGAGACAACCGGCCACUCCUACCCCAGGGGCUGUUGUAAAUCCACAGACACUCUGGACUGUGAUGGGUAUAAUGUGUCCUCGGAUGUCAUCUCUCAGGGGCUAAAACUUCUGAAAAUCACCAGGACCCUGAGUGGAGUCUCCUUGGGGGCAGCAGCAGUACAAGUGUCAUCUGACUCAGUGCCUGAGGAGGUGAGUACCAGUCUGCCAUGGGCUGGAAAGGUGGCUCUGUGGCCAGAGAGCCAGCAGCACCCACAGUUCCAGAUCCAAGGGAUGCAACAGUCUGGCCUGGUUGGGCACCUGCACCUGAGUUCAUGUAGUCUCACCUAG